UUUCGAAAAAACGUAAUUAAGUCCUCUGACGGGAAAAAACGAAAUGACUUUCCGAACAACCUUAUAUUUUCAUGAGUCUAAUUGAUUAUGAAAUUUACAGUCUAGUUAGAUUGCAAGCUGCAUCUUUGCUUGAGAGCCAAGUGUGUGUGAUAAUUAGACAUUGCUUUGUCCAUGACUGAUUUUUUGUUAUAUAAAGUUUAAGUCAUUUUUAUUUGAAUUUUGUUGUGGCAUUGCUUAGUCUAAACCGAUGACUUAUUCAAAAGAUGAUUCCAAUCUUUGGAAACAUUAUUAGAACCCAAAAUUUUCAAAAUAGAAAACACAACGUUCGAGAAUUGUAGCACUUUUGAGCUAACCUGUAUAAUAUCGAAAUCAUUUUAAAAAGUAUUUUACUGUUAUAGUCAAGUGACUUUUUAAAGUAUAUAUAAAAAGUAACCCCUUACAAAACAAACGGAAACCAGAAACCACAGCCAAACGGACGGUAUAGAAAAUACUUAGAAGAUUUCUUCGAGGACGUAUUGCUACAACAGGAGGAUGCCUCAGUGCUUUGUCGAAACUUGCGGAAACUAUUAUGGGAAAACUCGAGGAAACUCGAAAAUUAUCUACCACAUGUUGCCCGCCGAUGCCGCAAUGGCAGCAAAAUGGAUCCGGACGUGCGGGAAACCUAACGGCGUCGCAAACUCUUACGUCAGGGUGUGCAGCGAGCACUUUUCCGAAAAGUGUUACCAGCGCGAUCUUCAGCACGAGCUUCUAGGUCUGCCUCUGAGGAGAAAACUGAAAGCUGGAGCGGUUCCGGACAAAAACCUUCCUCCGAAGAGGCCGCCCAAACCGAAAGAUCUUCAUGGCGAUGUUUCAACGAAACCCGAUGAUUUUCAAGCGACAGCUACGUCGACUCCGGUCAAGGAGUACCGCAACAAAAUCUACGAAAACUUUAAAAUGCGCGGAAAAAUCACGGACGACGUCCUCAGAGAGAAGGAUAGUGCUGUCCCUAAACUUAACAACAAAAUGAAUCGGCUACCGAUGCGGUCCAGUAUUCGCAUCGCUAAGAAAAAAUCGAUAGAGUCGCUUAGCGACAGCUUCACCGAGAAGGUGAACAGUAAAGUGACGAAGGAGAACAAGCCGGAAAAAUUUACUGACAAGCUCAAAUUUAUGGCGAAGCUGCAGCUGAGAUUCGAACGGAACGAGCAUUUUCCGGUAACGCUACCCAAGUACAACAUGGAGCUGUCGCUGCGCAAGAUGGCGGACGGUCACAGGUACGUACCAAUUGCGUCAAACUUCUCGCGGUCUUAUUGCGAGAUUACGACAAAGAAAAAGAAACUUCGAACGAAUCUCGCCAUGCCACAGAGUUGCGGAACGUCCGCCGAGUUAAUUAACGUCGAUAUUUCUGGGCAUCAUCUCCAUCGAGCGUCGGGAAGCCUUGAACCCCCGGUGUCUAUGUGGCACGAGGCCAACGGAACGCGGCGCUGCUGCGACCUCUACGUGACUUUCGCGGACCGUGGACCGAGUUGGCUUUGGGAUUUUUUUCGUCUCGUCUGUUUCGUUUAUUUGUCGCCGUGA
Molecule: messenger RNA, 1554 nt
Organism: Cylas formicarius (sweet potato weevil)
Lineage: Eukaryota; Metazoa; Arthropoda; Insecta; Coleoptera; Brentidae
Exons: 3
Coding region: 532-1554 (340 amino acids)
Source: RefSeq, a predicted model, not a curated record